Akanthomyces muscarius is the source of this 942-nucleotide messenger RNA. RefSeq lists its product as uncharacterized. Gene Ontology annotation, biological process: carbohydrate metabolic process. The transcript is spliced from 3 exons. NCBI's taxonomy places the organism in Eukaryota, Fungi, Ascomycota, Sordariomycetes, Hypocreales, Cordycipitaceae. Gene Ontology annotation, molecular function: isomerase activity; carbohydrate binding. The coding region runs from base 1 to 942 and encodes 313 amino acids. The record is from RefSeq and is a predicted model, not a curated record.
AUGGUUGACAGACCAAACAAGCCUUCGGCCCUCGCCACCACCCCCGGCCUCCCGCCGCAGGCCCAAGUCACCAUUUCGCACGGCAACGCGCGCGUCACCGCCGAGCUGCCGACCGGCGAGAGCGUCGUCGUGCUGCUCCACGGUGCCACGGUGCUGAGCUGGAAGGACGCGGCCGGCGACGAGAAGCUCUGGCUGAGCGAGGCGGCCAAGCUCGACGGCACCAAGGCAGUGCGAGGCGGUAUUCCAUUGGUGUUUCCUGUCUUUGGCGCGGGCAGCAACGGCGAGGCGACAAAGAACCUCCCCCAGCACGGCUUCGCGCGCAACUCGCGCUGGGAGUUUCUCGGCAAGUCGACCAGCGAGGGCGACAGCUCCAACGUCAAGCUCGACUUUGGCCUCUCGUCCGGGGACCUGUCCGACGAGCACCAAAAGGCGUGGCCGUACCGCUUCGGCCUGCUGUACAGCGUGACGCUCACUCGCGAGAGCUUGACGACGACCAUUGUCAUUACCAACGACGGCGACGAGCCCUUUGAGUUUCAGACGCUCCUGCACUCAUAUUUCCGCGUCAAGGACAUUUCCAAGGUUUCCAUCGACGGCUUCGACAAGGCCGCGUACGUCGACCAGCUCGCCAAAAUGGCCACCAAAACGCAGGCCGGCAGCAUCACGUUUGACGGUGAGCUGGACAGCAUAUAUACGCCCGCCGGAGGGCCCAAGGAACCCAUUGUGCUCAGCGAGGAUGGCAAGCCGCGCCUUCGCAUCGUCCGCGACAAUCUCGACAACGUCGUCGUGUGGAACCCGCACGUGGACAAGUCGGCCGGCAUGAGCGACUUUGAGCCCAAGGACGGCUGGAAGAAGAUGGUUUGCAUCGAAGCGGGCAGCGUGCGCGGCUGGCAGAAGCUCGACAAGGGCGACGCCUUUGAGGGCGCCCAGACAAUCUACCUGUAA